AUGUCCAACCAAGCAGCAUGGAUCACGGAGCCAAAGGGCAAGCCGCUUCAGGUUAAAGAAGCACCUAUGCCGAAGGCAGGCAAGGGCGAGGUUGUGAUCAAGAAUCAUGCUGCCGCUGUCAAUCCAGUAGACUGGAAGGUACAGGAUUAUGCCAUUCUCCUGCAGAAGUAUCCCAACGUAUGUGGUACGGAUGUAGCUGGCGAAGUAUAUGAGGUUGGCGAGGGUGUCACAGAGUUCAAGAAGGGUGAUCGUGUCAUGGCACAUGCGUUCUCCUACCUUACCAACGAACCAACCAACGGCGGUUUCGCGCUGUACACUGCUUGCAACACGACUGUCGUGUCGAAGAUCCCUUCGACGCUGGACUACAACUCCGCAGCCGUGCUCCCACUGGCGAUCUCUACAGCAUCAGCCUGCCUCUUCAAGAAUGAGACCUUGGCACUGCCACUUCCCACCUCAAACCCGUUAUCGACAGGGAAAUCAGUCCUGGUCUGGGGUGGCUCGAGUAGCGUUGGGGCGGCUGCGAUUCAGCUUGCUGCUGCCGCUGGUAUCAAGGUCGUCUCUGUCGCCAGCAAACACAAUGUAGAGAAAGUCAAGAGCCUAGGGGCUGCAGCAGUUUUCGACUACAACUCAAGCAGUGUAACAGAGGAUAUUCUCUCUGCGCUGGAAGGAACCGAGUAUGCUGGUGUCUGCGACGCCAUUGGAACCCAAGGGGCGGUCGAAGCCUGGGCUCCAAUCUACAAGAAGCUGGGCGGCCGCUAUGGCACCGUCUUGCCAGAUGCGCAGGGUCUGCUCGAGGGCAUUCAAGGCGACGCAGUGGCCGCUAUUAGCAUUGCGUACGCUGACAAGUUCAUUGGCGAUGGUGUCUGGGGCAAAUGGGUACCUGGAGCUCUCGAGGCCGGCAAUUUGAAGGCUCUGCCACCACCAAUUGUGAUCAAGGGCGGAUUGGAUGCUGUGCAGAAGGGCUAUGAUGCCCAGAAGAAGGGUGUCAGUUUUGGCAAGAUUGUGAUUGAGCUGUAG
Messenger RNA from Plenodomus lingam JN3, 1017 nucleotides. RefSeq lists its product as uncharacterized. Gene Ontology annotation, molecular function: oxidoreductase activity, acting on NAD(P)H. The record is from RefSeq and is a predicted model, not a curated record. NCBI's taxonomy places the organism in Eukaryota, Fungi, Ascomycota, Dothideomycetes, Pleosporales, Leptosphaeriaceae.